AUGGAAUCUCCAGCUUGGAUACCACAGGAAGUGCAGUCUUCAACAUCUCAAGCCUCUGCUUGUAGUCCUCCUGUUGGAACAGCAGGUAUGGGCCCUUCGACCCCAACUGCUGCUCCUGUUAUGAGUACUCCUACUUCAAAGGGUGAAAGUGGUACUGCAAGUGACUCUAUGCCAGAAUCUGCCCAAGCAAAAUUUGCUAAUGCAUCUGGCAUUGGUAUCCCACUGCCUUCAUUUUCAUACAAUGUGCUUGCAAAUGCUAACUCUAGUUUGGGACACACUCAGCAAUCAUCAUCCAGUCCUGUUAUAAAGUCAAACUCACCAGGUUCUUUAGCGUUUCUCCAACCCCCUGUUCCUGGCCUGUCUUCAAGUGUUGGUCCCUCAUUUUCAUAUUACGUUUCACAUGCUGGUGCUGGUUCAGCUAGUGGCCAGCAAUUACAGUCUAGCAUGCCCAUUGCUUCAGGUCAUUCUCAAGGGGGAAAGAACACUCCAUCUUCUGCAGCAUCCUUACAACCUCCUGUUCCGGGGCAUUUUGCUCGUUCUAAUUCAUUUGUACCUGGAACAGCUGCACAGAUCAUGCCAUCCCUUGUCCCAGCACCUGCUGCAGUCCCUCAAGGAGCUCCAUCAAAUAGUGUGAACUUUUCUUUUAGUGGAAAUUCUCAGUCUAUGCAGAAAGAUCAGUCCUUGAAAUCCAACAUGACAGCUGGUAUUCCACAAGAAACCCGCAGCAUAUUAUCUGCACCAUCUACUUCUCAGUCUGUUUCUCAGACUGCUCAUGCAAGUUCUAGUUCUGCAACAACUGUGUCUACUCGUCCAGAAACUAUAUGGAUGCCUAAUGCCUCUUCGUUUCAAGUGCCUCCCGGAAUGUCUGGAACUCCUGUAAUGCCUGGCCCCCCUGGAAUAGCCCCUCCUUCUAUACCUUUUCCAUCCAAUGUCACUUUCCCGUCGGCAUUGAUGGAUUCUUCAUCUUCUGCAGUCGUAAGACCCAUCAUGCCAACUGCUUCUGUUUCAUCCAAUUCAGCUGUUCAGCAGCAAGCUUAUCCUCCCUAUCCUUCUGUACCUCCUUUGGCCGCUCCCCCUCAGGGACUAUGGUUACAGCCCUCCCUGAUUGGUGGCUUGCAAAGACCAGCAUAUUUACCAUAUCCUGCUUCUUUUCCCGGCCCAUUUCUCUCAGCAGCUCAUGGCACACCACUUCCUUCUGUUGCAUUGCCUGAUUCUCAACCUCCUGGUGUCAAUUCUGUGGGGCCUCCUGGUGGUACCCCCACUUCUUCUGCAGCUUCUAAUAUAAUUAAUUCAGGGACACAGCCAGAAUUAUUCCGUGGUGCUGGUAAUAGUACACUUGUCAAUGAUGGCAUCAAUGAUGGGGCAGUGGUUGGUGAACAAUUGGAUGCCUGGACAGCCCACUGGUCUGAAACAGGAGCUGUAUACUAUUAUAAUGCUUUGACGGGAGAAUCUACUUAUGAGAAACCUGCUGGGUUUAAGAGAGAGCCUGAUAAAGUAACUGCUCAGCCAACUCCAGUUUCAUGGAUGUUAUUGGUCAUUGGAUUAAGAGUGGGCUUCUGUUUUGGCUUAAGUGCGGGCUUAGUUUUAGAUGAGUUUAUGAGACUGAAUAUGAAUGUAGAUCAGCUGGGGUUGGAGUGCAUGGAGUUGAGGCUCUAA
Molecule: messenger RNA, 1656 nt
Organism: Ilex paraguariensis (yerba mate)
Lineage: Eukaryota; Viridiplantae; Streptophyta; Magnoliopsida; Aquifoliales; Aquifoliaceae
Source: the annotation of a GenBank genome assembly